This is a messenger RNA of Engraulis encrasicolus (European anchovy), 1265 nucleotides long. RefSeq lists its product as uncharacterized. The record is from RefSeq and is a predicted model, not a curated record. Bases 65 to 808 code for a protein of 247 amino acids. Lineage: Eukaryota; Metazoa; Chordata; Actinopteri; Clupeiformes; Engraulidae. The transcript is spliced from 2 exons.
UGACAUUUUACAAAAGAUUCACAGCGGACAUCAGGGCAUCGUGAAGUGCCGUGAGAGGGCGCAGAUGAGCGUCUGGUGGCCCGCCAUAGGACAAGACAUUCAGCAGAUAGUCAGCAGCUGCAAUGACUGUCGAGAGUCACGACCUACACAGAGGAAAGAACCGCUGCUGACCACCCCGCUGCCUGCCCGUCCGUGGGAAAGAGUGGGAGCGGACAUAUCUCUGCUGAGCUACCGAUCUACUCCUCUCCAGGCCACAGGCGCGAGCCCAGCGCAGCUCAUCAUGGGGAGGCAGAUCAGGACACCGAUCCCCACACUGGAAUCAAACCUACAGCCUGCCUGGCCCGACCUGCACAAGGUGAAACAGGCAGACGCCAAAGCCAAAGCAAGCUACAGGCGCAACUUCAACAAAAGACACAAUGUCAAAGACUUACCUGAGCUUAGUCCUGGAACCACAGUUGCCCUGAAGCUUGACAGCGAGCAAGGAUGGCGAAAAUGUGGCAAAGUGCUCAAAAUGUGUGAGACUCCAAGAUCCUAUCUCAUACAAACAGAGACAGGAGUGCUGCGCCGCAACCGUCAUCAUCUCAUGCCCAAAGUCGACCAGGAUGACGGCCCAGGAGCGCCGGAGCAAGACGCACCUGCUGUUCCUGAGCAACCGACACCUGUGCUGGAUGCACAGGCCGACACUCAACUGCACCAGAGUCCAGAUCCCCAGCCACCAGCAGCGGAGGCCGCACCGACUCCUGAGAAGACUCAUCGUGGCCGUGCAGUGAAGCCUCCAGAAAGAUACAAAGACUUUGUGCAGUACUAAUAACAUUUUGUUUUACAGGAUGUCCAGGCUGAAAUUAACAUACUUUCUUUACAGGUCCUGAAUUCAAGACAAGACUACGGAAAGGACUGAUUUUUAUUAAAGAAUGAGUUUUCAGUUAAUGGGUUUAAGUAAGAAGCCUCAUAGUUUAAAUUUAUCAAGAGGCUAUUGUUUGAAUACACUUACUGAGUUAUAGUGUUAAUAGGAAAUGCUACAGCUUGGAUAACCUGAGUAAACAUUUAAGUAUUUGUUUAGACUGUUAUGAUGUUAUCUCAAAAGGAAGGGUGAUGUGAUGUAAGGAUCUAUUUUAUUAUGCGCAGUCAUACAUUAAUGUGUUACACCCAGUAUAUAAGUCACAUCACCUGUGUAUCAUAUCAGUGUUGUGUAUGCGCAGUAACAAGAGAACCUGUAUACAUGUCACUCAGUUUGAAGUCAUAGAUAAAGAAGUCAAUGGAAAUCA